AUGGCACAAAGGGAGCGCGCAUGGAAGGAACUCGUUUCACUCACUUUGAUAGCCUUGCUGUACACUUUCUACGUUCAGCCUUGUUUGGGUCUGGUCCCCCCUGCCAUCUUUCGCAAAAGUCUUGCCCGGCAUGUCACGAAACCAGCUCACUCAGGCCCUCCGCUCCUGGUUACCCGCAGUGUGAAAGAAAAGCCGGAGUAUGCGAAGCUGGAGCGGAGGGGGGACAGCGAGGCUCGGGGGAGGGCAGGUCAGCCGUCACUGGGAACGGAGAAGGAUCUUGAUAGGAGAGAGUUCAUGCAGAUGCUCGCAGCUGUCUUCUACUUCGUGGUCGGGACUUGCGCUGGAUUCUUCUUCAAGCCUGCCGAGAGGAGGCAGAAGAGUCUGGAGGAGGAGAUGGAGACGACGAGGAUGGUGAAGAAGGAGGUCGAGGAGCUGUCAAAGACUCUCUCAGAUGGGAAGAAAGACGCUCCCGAUCCGACUCCUCCUCUCGUUCCUCUAGUUCUUUUCUUCCGCCGGAUGCUCAUGUUAGACAUGAACAAAGUAAUGGGGACAGACUCUACCUUUACAGAGCUCUUGCUGUACAGGUUGGACUACUUCCUGUCCUCGAGCCCCUACGCCAAGCUCAUGCUCCUGCUGAACAUCACCAUGCUUGCCAUCCUCGGCGGAAGCUUGCUCCUGGUGCUCUUCCAAGGAGAGGACUUCGGAACAGCACUGUGGGAGUCCUGGACGUUUGUUGCAAACCCUGGGACUCAGGCUAAUGUUCAGAACCCUUCGGAGCGGGUGAUCGCGCUGUCGAUCACGGUUGCUGGGCUGCUUGUGUUUGCUGUCAUGAUAGGUCUGAUCACGGAGACAGUCUCGGAGAAGGUAGAUGAGUUCAAGAAAGGAAAGAACAGGAUCUUCGCUCGCGAUCACGUGCUGAUCCUAGGGUUCUCGGAGAAGUGUCUUGAUGUGAGGAGAGAAGAGGAGGAGGAGCUGGUUGGCGGGCACGGGGAGGUGACAUUCAGGAGUGGGAAUCCGCAGUAUGCCAGCGAGCUAGAGAAAGUUCGGAUCGAGUACGCGAAAUCGAUACUCGUGCUAGCUGGAGACGAGCAGGACGUCAACGAAGCUGAUUCCGACGCUCUUCGUACGAGAUUGAAGAGAAUAGAAAGAGCAGGAGCAGGAGCAGGAGCAGGAGCAGGGGUGACGACUAUUGAGGAGGGCCAGGACGAGGACGUUGAUAACAAGCAGAUUGUCGCGCUCGCGUCAAAUGAUUCAAAGAUCCUGGUCGUCAACGACAUAGUCGGGCAACUUAUGGUUAUCAAACUUUCACUUCACUGUCCUCAAUCGUUUGACGUCCUUCUAUCCAUAGCAAGGGACGACGACUCCUACACUGUCAACGACGGUUCUUUCUACCAUAUGAUCUCUCAUCUCGACCAUAUCGUCCCCAAGGGCAGCGAGCUCUGGCUCCUGAGCAGCAUCCCCGUCUACCAACGACGAGGGCUACUGGAGGACGUCGGUCAGCGGGAGAACCUUCAGCUUGUCAACUUGAAGAUCAAGCACGUGUACGGCAACCCGACCAUCCGCAAAGACCUCACUUCCCUCUCCUGCCUUGACAUGUUCGGUGAUCCGACAGGUCAGGUUGUAAACCUGCUGCACUUCGACACAAUCAUGGUGUUAGCGGAUGAGUUUGCGAUGCAGACAGGCUCAUCGAAGAAGAGCGCAGACGGGAGGUCCCUCGCCUCCUUCCUCCUCCUCCGUGACAUCCGCCGCUUGCUGCUGGCAGGGAAGCAGGGCUUCUUUUCACGGCCCAGGGAGGACGAGGGAAAAGAUCGAAUCAUCUGCGAAAUGCUGCAUGCUUCUUCCUCGCGCAUGCUGCUGCGGGAGCUCGACUGCCGGGGGUACGUGAUGUCCAACAGGAUCGUCAGCAGCGCUAUGGGGCAGCUGCUCAUGAACGGGCAGAUGAGCUCGGUGCUUGCUGAGCUCCUUUCCCCAGCUGGGAACGAGCUGUCGAUCAAGCCGGUGACGGAGUACCUGGAGGAGGAGGAGGAGGAGGAGGAGGAGAUGAGCUUCUGGGAGCUGGCUGACCGGGCACUGAGCAAGGGGCAUGUGCUUGUUGGGUACAAGAGGAAGGAGGAGGAGUUCAAGUCCAUAGUGGAGAUGAGCGAGGAGGAGGAGGAGAAUUGCACCAAUGUUAACCCGCCUGAGAAGAUGAGGAAGCGACGGUGGAGGAAAGAAGAUGUGGUGGUGGUUCUGUCAAGGACGACGACGUUCAAAAAGUAA
Guillardia theta CCMP2712 is the source of this 2259-nucleotide messenger RNA. RefSeq lists its product as hypothetical. Gene Ontology annotation, biological process: monoatomic ion transport. Bases 1 to 2259 code for a protein of 752 amino acids. The transcript has 8 exons. Lineage: Eukaryota; Cryptophyceae; Pyrenomonadales; Geminigeraceae. The record is from RefSeq and is a predicted model, not a curated record.